Messenger RNA from Leptosia nina, 753 nucleotides. Lineage: Eukaryota; Metazoa; Arthropoda; Insecta; Lepidoptera; Pieridae. The record is from the annotation of a GenBank genome assembly.
AUGACGACAAUUCAUAAGGUUUUAUUGCAGACACCGUUGACCUUUACUAUAGCAAAGAGAUUCCGAGGGAAAAUUAACAUACAAAGGCCCAGAAAACCCCAUUUUGAAAAACAACUUCUCAUUGACAUAACCAAACCAAUUUAUAUACCUCGAAACAAUUCACUGCCUGAAUAUACUCUUUGCGAUUUUGAGAAAUCCGGAUUUGUAAAAAAGGAUAUAGAUAAUCCUUUCGAAAGAAUAUUGGCAAGAGAAUGUCUCGAGUGGUUUAACACAUCUAAAAUGAUAGUUUUUCUUCACAUGAACUCCAUAAGUAUGGAGGAUAAGACACCUAUAUUUGCAGCUUUAAAGAAAAACGACAUGCAUUUAAGAACAUAUGGUAAGAAAAUUGUGAGCAUGGCUACUAAGGGUACAAGGUAUGAGAAUGUUAAUCAGUUAUUCACAUCACAUCAAAACAUUAUUUUUGGCCAACCUAAUAAAGUGGAUAAGAUGUUUAAAAUUUUGAAGAAGACUCCGCAAAUGGUUGUAAUGGCUGGUAUCAUAGAAGACAGGAUGAUGUCAAAGAAUGAAUUAUUCGAAUUCAGUAAACUACCCAACUUAGAUGUAGCCAGAAGUCAGCUUUGUGCUGUAUUACAGAGUGCUGGUUCGUGCAUUGUGAAUCAACUAAACCAAAAUCAACAAAUGCUUGUUUCACAUCUUGAGAAGCACAUAGAAUUACAGAAGGACCAAGACAAAGAUAAAAACAUUGAUAGUUGA